This is a messenger RNA of Zymoseptoria tritici IPO323, 3126 nucleotides long. RefSeq lists its product as uncharacterized. Gene Ontology annotation, molecular function: histidine phosphotransfer kinase activity; phosphorelay sensor kinase activity. The annotation marks the transcript as partial. Lineage: Eukaryota; Fungi; Ascomycota; Dothideomycetes; Mycosphaerellales; Mycosphaerellaceae. The transcript has 2 exons. Gene Ontology annotation, biological process: phosphorelay signal transduction system; protein autophosphorylation. The record is from RefSeq and is a predicted model, not a curated record.
AAGUCCUCCAUCGACGUUCCAUUGACCGCGUUUGCCCAACUCGUUGCACUUCGGCUUGGAGCGAAACGAGCUUUGAUUUCACUAUUCGACAAGAAGGCCCAAUAUAUCCUUGCUGAAGCCACGCAGACUUUGAGUCUACAACAGGAUUACGUGCAUGACAAAGGCGACGCUCUACAUUAUGGCAGCGCGAUUCUGCCGCGGACCGAAGACUUCUCCGGAGAACUCCUCCAGCUCGCGCGAAAGUCGAAAACCGACGAUGGCUUGUGUGGCAAGAAAGCCGCUCUGGUCAUUUCGGAUCUGGCAGCUCAUGCACGAUACUCCACUCAUGUACAAGUCGUCAAUGCGCCCUUUGCGCGAUGCUUUGCUGGCGUACCUCUCUUUACGCCGUCUGGAUUUGCGCUCGGCACAGUCUCGAUACUGGACGAUAAGCCUAGACCGGAAGGACUGAGCGAGCCUCAGAUCGCAUUCUUGAGAGACGUGUCAACUACGAUCAUGACCCAUCUAGAAAUGGCCAGAGUACAGACGACUCACGAGCGCGGACUGCGUAUGGUGACCGGAUUGAGUCGAUUUAUGGAAGGAAAGUCGACUCUGUUCACACGGCAUUCGGUCCAGCCCAGAGGUCGGCUAGGUACCUCGUCCCAACUACAGGAAGACAUCGUUUCGCAAGAUGUGGAACAUGCCUUCCAGCGAGCUGCGAUGAUCAUUCAGGAAUCCAUGGAUAUGGCCGGUGUGCUGUUCCUCGACGCUUCGAUAGGAGAGUUCGGCAGCAUGAGGACGGACUCUGGCCAGAGCUCUGAUGCUUCUGAUUACGAUUCCGUGACCGCAAUGGAGGGCGAAGAGACCGCGAAUUCGGCUAACUCGCAUCCUCUCCGUCUGAAGCCUUGCCGUUAUCUCGCUACUUCUUAUCAAGAGGGUGAGGAUGAGAAUUACGAGCCAAGCCAUCGAACAAUACCGGAGAAGUUCUUGAGAGGACUCAUGAAGCGGUAUCCACAUGGCAAGAUUUACAACUUCGGCGAUGAUGGAGUCCUCUCAUCCGAUGAGCAAUCCGAUGCUUCGUCACCGACGACCGAGCAUCGCAAGAGAGCAUGGUCAGACUCAGUCAAGAUCUUGUCGAUCUUUCCUGGCGUGCGUUCACUGGCCGUGAUGCCGCUAUGGGAUGCAACGCGAGGACGCUUCUUCGCGGCGACGGUGGCCUGGUCGUACAAUCGCACUCGUCUCUUCACAUUCCAGGAUGAUAUGAACUAUCUCGCAUGCUGUUGCGAUGUGGUGAUGGCAGAAGUUGGCCGACUGGACAUUCAGGCCGAUGUUCAUGCGAAGACAUCUUUCAUCUCAUCCGUGUCGCACGAGUUGAGAUCACCACUUCAGGGAAUUCUCGGUGGUGUCGAAUGCCUGCAGGAGGAAAUCCACAAUAAUGACCCGUCCUCACGACAGCAGAUGGUGCAGAUGAUCGACACUUGUGGUAGAGGCCUUCUGGACAUUAUCAACAACCUUCUGGAGCACGCUCAUUCGAGCUCAUCUGGGAAGACUCAGCGGCCGGGUGCACAUCGACGGCGCGGUAACGCCGGUGAUACUGCGCAACAGCCCGUCCAUGAUCUGGCUGUGUUGGCGGAGGAAGUGCUGGAUAGCGCCCUGUGGUCGACGCCGCGACCGUCUGCGCUUUCUACCAGCAAAGAUGAUCCAGCAGCUCCACUUGCUGAAGACCCAUCACUGCGAGUCAUUCUCGAUGUCGACAUUCGCAAUCUGCCUCCGACGGGUUGGAACGUUCAUGUCAACUCUGGAGCGUUUCGAAGAAUUCUGCAGAACUUGACCAUGAACGCAAUCAAGUACACUGACGCUGGCGGCUACUUCAAAGUCACCUUGUCCAUGGACAAGGGCUCUUCAAUGAUCAAGAUCUCUUGCACCGACUCGGGUCGCGGAAUGAGCGAGGAGUUCCUCAAAUACGGCUUGUGGCAAGCUUUCAAGCAGGAGGAUAGUCACACGCCAGGGACCGGGCUCGGUCUUUCUCUCGUCCGGAGUUUGGUCCAUGAGAUGGGCGGGACCAUCAGCCUGAAAAGUGCAAAGGAUGUGGGCACAACCAUCAAGCUGGCUCUCCCACUGCAGGCCGGCGCACCCGCUGAUACUCAUAACCUGAGUGGUCUGUCCGAAGCUGCUCAGAUCAAGGGCCUCACUUUCACCUUGGUGGGUUUCGAAACAACGAGCGAGGUGGCAAGAUUGGCGGAAGCUACUGAAAUACAACGCUCUUCGAUCGAGAAAGUAUGCAGGUACUUGGGAAUGCAACCAUUUGAAGAGCACAAUGGAAAGACUGCAGACAUUCUUGUGAUCACGGAACGAGCGGCGAGAAGGCUGGUCGAGGACAAGAAGACGAGUGAGGAGACCUCAGGGUCAAGAGUCUGCCUGAUCUUCUGCGAUUCUGUGACGGCGUCUCGAGCUGCACGGCAACUUUGUGCCUCAAGCCUAGGACCGGCUAUGACUGUCGCUCAGCCACUGGGACCUAAGCAAUUGCUCAAAGCCCUGAUCUUUUGCCUCGACAACCGCGAGAAGAUACCCAUCUCAGCGGAGAAACCUACUUCGCCCGCAGUCCGCGUUCAAACGAAUGGCAACCACGCAGCACUUACGCCGGAGAAACUCGUGAAGCGAUAUGCACCUUCAUCGGGAGCUGUCAAAGUCAGCGCAAGCAUAGAAAUUGCCGUACGACCUGUUGCACCAGAGUCCGGACUCAUCACGGAUUCGAGUGUCCUACUCGUGGACGACAACCCGAUCAAUCUGACCCUGCUCCGGAGAUGCAUCAAGCGUCUAGGACGGAUUGACCUAGCAGCCGUCAAUGGACAGGAGGCACUGCUGGUAUAUAAGGAGUCCCACUCCCAUCGCUUGGAGCAUGUCAGGACAUCCUCGGACGGCAAGUCGACACGCACCGCGCCCGUGAGAUUCAUUCUCACGGACAUUACGAUGCCUGUCAUGGACGGUCUGGAGUUCACUCGGCGUGUACGAGCGCAUGAACGUGCGUUAGACUUGAAGCCCGCGAUGAUCGUGGCUCUCACGGCUUUAGCUUCGUCGGCUGAUAGGCACGAAGCAUAUGGAAGUGGUGUGGAUCUCUUCCUCACAAAGCCCUUUCGGUAUAAGGAUAUU